Messenger RNA from Phytophthora sojae, 747 nucleotides. RefSeq lists its product as hypothetical. Lineage: Eukaryota; Oomycota; Peronosporomycetes; Peronosporales; Peronosporaceae. Gene Ontology annotation, molecular function: proline:sodium symporter activity. The record is from RefSeq and is a predicted model, not a curated record. The transcript is spliced from 3 exons. Gene Ontology annotation, biological process: transmembrane transport. The annotation marks the transcript as partial. Gene Ontology annotation, cellular component: membrane.
AUGGGUCCCGUGGUGGAGCUCAGCACGCUGGACCUGGCGCUCUGCGUAUCCUACCUGGCCUCCGUGCUGCUCGUGGGACUCUUCUUCACCUUCAAGGAGCAGCGCGAGCGCGAGCGGCUGCGACUGACGCGUCUGCACCACCAGGCGCUAAUGGACGCCGGGGCGCGGGACCCCAAGCGCCUCGACGCCUCUCACAACCACAAGCCAGCCAAGAAUGACCACGUCCUGGAGGAAUAUUAUCUCGGGGGACGCCGUAUCCCAUGGUACGCACUGGCAGUGGCCGAUGUGAGCUCGUACAUCGACAUAUCGGGGACUAUGAUCAACACGGCGCUGGUCUACGCGCUGGGCGUCAAGGGCAUGUACAUCGAGAUCCGCGGCGGUCUGUGCCUCUUCCUGGCCUUCCAGCUAGCCUAUACGGGCAAACUAUCGCGGCGCUGCCCCGUCAAGACAAGGGGGGAGUGGUGCGUGAUCAAAUUCCGGUUCGGGACUCGACUUGACGCGGUGCUGCUGCGGACUACAAUCGCUAUCACGUCCUUGACAAGUGGCGUGCUCGCGACCACGUACUUCGCCGUAGGUGGUGGAAAGUUUUCCACAGAGUUUGUCAAGUUGCCAGAAUGGGGUGGGUUACCCUCGGAGUUCUGGGCGGCGGCCUUGUUGAUGGCAGUAGCGAUGCUGUACACUAUCGCGUCUGGUUACUCCACCGUCGUGUACACUGAUGUGUACCAGAGCCUGUUCAUUUUCACGUCG